Molecule: messenger RNA, 2740 nt
Organism: Coffea arabica (coffee)
Lineage: Eukaryota; Viridiplantae; Streptophyta; Magnoliopsida; Gentianales; Rubiaceae
Source: RefSeq, a predicted model, not a curated record
AGCGGUAGUAGAACUCGUAUAGUAUAUGGAGUGGUAUAGCAUAGUAUAGGCAGUAGCCCGGCCACGAAGAAACGGCCAUAUCCUGACUGUCCGUCAAAAAUAACGUCCGGGAAACCGGUGAAGUGGUGUAGUCAGGAGGGAGCAGAGGUGGGUGUUGAGCUGGGUUCAGAGACUGAAACAGAGGGGCAAGUGGAAAUCAGAGUUUGAUUCCAUUUCCAGUGUCCAUAUCGAUGGAUCCUCGUUUCCUUUAUUUUCUCUCACAUUGAUGAUUACUCCUGUUUGGUUAUUGUCCUUUUCUCCUUCCUCUUCUGUUCACUUCUCUUGUCUUGUGUACUCUUCUUAUCUGCCUUCUUUUCCCUGUUCCUGUCUACAAUCUACACUAGUACCCUGUACCACUCCCCCUCGUGACGUCCGUCCAUUAACAACAUUCCCGUUAUCAAUCCCACUCCCAUUAACUCCAUUCCCAUUCCAUACAUUACCAACAACAAAUGGACUAAAUCCCUCUCUCUUUCUUCUCUGUUUCUCCUCUUCGGAAAACAAACGCAAACACUUGCCUUUCAUUGACUUCCGUGGCGUCUCGUAGCCGUUUCACACACAAUACACGCUUAAGAAAACACAGUCGGACUCAGCCUACUCAGACUUGUUCAUAAAUCAGGCACACGGCGGUAUGUGAAACGAAUCACACUUGGAAAAGUGUGGAGAUCUAAGCUAGACUAGCAGUAGGAGGUGUAGGGGAAAAACUGAUUUGCGUCGUGCAAGAAAGAGGGGAUAUUGGUCGCCUUGUCAGUUUGGAUAUCCUAAAUCUGCUCUGCAGCAGCAGCCAGCAGGAGAAAUAGGGAAUGUUGGGGUUUGCGGCUUCCCUGUUAAUGCACUGGCAUUGUCCAAAUGUGAAUGCGUAUUGUAUGCCAAAACACCAGUCAUUGUAGUGUAUAAUGCCCAGCAAACAUUUGUCGUGACUGGAGUUUGGUCCAAGCAGGGCCCAAAAGAUGUUUUCUUUUUCGCUUACAAUCAUCCCCUACAAAGUUUCCUUCUUUCUCAUUAGUGAUUAGACCCCAUCCAUGUCUCGCAACAAAAAAUUACUUUUUCUUACCGUACACUAACUGCUUUAAUUAUUCACUUUGAUCUGAUUGUUUUCGUCUUCAAUUCUACAUUUGCCUAACCUCUAGUGCUCGUAGUGUUCUAUCAAAUUUAUCCAUUUGCGGGUCUUGCGUUACUUGCAAUUAGAAAUUGCGUAACUAAGGAAGUCAUUCCAUUUUCUGACGGAGGUAAAUUUGAUUCUUUUCUUGAAGCAGAGGAGGUUUGUCAACUUUUAACUGGCCAGUAACUAGUUGGUAACUAAGGAGCAGACUCUCGUUUUUAUAAAGAAUUAGACUACUUUCAAAAUGCUUUCGUAUGAGCAAGAUCCUGAUGUUGUUCGGUGGGGUCUUCAGCUAUUUGACGGUGAUCCAUACUCUAACUGUGGCUAUUGUAGCACUAUCCCUCAAAAUAACACAGGAUGCUAUGAAAAUCACUAUGGUUCAGUAUUUAGUAACGUAGAGGAAAAUGAGCUGGCUGCAAACUCACUUGAACAACAAUUUUCUUAUUUUACACUUACCGACCAGCCACAAGAUUUCCUCCAAGGAGUGGAAAAUGCACAGACAUCUUGUUAUCAACAACAGUGGUUCAAUCAGUCUAUGGAAAACUACCCAUUCGAUGAGAAUGGUAAUGAAGAGGAAACAGACUUGGUAACUUCCAGUGCAUAUCCUACUCCUGGAGGAGAGUCAUAUUCUGGUGAAUGGUCAUACUCAACGGAACUCAUGGAUGAGAAUGCUCUGGAUGGUGAAUUAGGCAGAAGGUUGAACCAAAUGGUUCCAAUUCCUCACAUCCCUAGAAUUAAUGGAGAUAUACCAUCUCUCGACGAAGCAACUUUAGAUCAUCAAAGGCUUCUGGAAAGAUUGCAGGUUUACCAGCUGGUAGAGUGUAAAAUUCAAGGUGAUGGUAAUUGCCAGUUUCGAGCUCUAUCAGAUCAAUUUUACCGAACUCCUGAGCAUCAUGAGUUUGUGAGACAAGAAGUUGUGGACCAGCUGAAGUCAUGCCCAGAGACUUAUGAAGGAUAUGUUCCUAUGGCUUACGAUGAUUAUUUGGAGAAGAUGUCCAAGAAUGGUGAGUGGGGUGAUCAUGUGACUUUACAAGCUGCUGCAGAUUCGUAUGGUGUAAAAAUAUUUGUCAUAACUUCGUUCAAGGACACCUGUUACAUUGAGAUACUACCCAGCAUUCAAAAAUCUGAACGAGUUAUAUUCUUGAGCUUCUGGGCUGAGGUUCACUACAACUCGAUAUACCCUGAAGGAGAUUUAACCACAUUUGGGACUAAGAGAAAGAAGAGGCGAUCAUUUCCUCGCCAGGAGCAUUUCGAAACACCAGAUGAUUGCAGUUGAGAAAAUAUGAUUCGAGAUAUAGCAGCUGUCUUGCACCUGCAAAACCUGCCGUGCUGCCAUGCCGAACUCUUUAUCAUUGUCAAUUCGUGCCAGACAAAGCAAGCAUGAUAUCAAUUGUAUCGAUUCAUAAAUGUAAAGAUUUCUGUUCUUUGCAACACUGGUGCGCCAAUAAUGUUUCCCAUGUGAACAGGCACGUCUUCUUGAUAAUUGGCAGAAUGUUGUCUUCAUCUAAUCUCAAUUUUGUUAAUAUGGAUAGAAUCCUGUAUUCCUGUUCUUCAUACUGGAUGCUUUGUUGCGCAAUAUUUUCAGGUUCAGUUUAACAACAA